AUGGAAAAGGAGAAUAAGCAGAAGGAGAUUAAGGAAAAGAAGGGGGAGGAGGAGGAGGAGAAGAAAAAGACAACGAACAAGAAGAAGUGGACGAUGACGAAGGAGGAGGGGGAGGGGAAGGGGAAGAAUUGGAACAAGAGGAACAAGAAGAAGACGAGAAGGAGGAGAAUGAUGAAGAGGAAUAGGAAUAGGAAGAGAAAGAUGAAGUGGAAGUGGAAGAAGAGGAAGGGAGGAACGAGGAGGAGGAGAAUAGAUUCAAUAUUUAUAACAAUACAGAAUUAUUCAAAACAUUUUUGA
Molecule: messenger RNA, 297 nt
Organism: Solanum pennellii
Lineage: Eukaryota; Viridiplantae; Streptophyta; Magnoliopsida; Solanales; Solanaceae
Product: protein MNN4-like
Exons: 1
Coding region: 1-297 (98 amino acids)
Source: RefSeq, a predicted model, not a curated record